CAAAAGUCAAUUCCAACGGCAGAACAAAGAUCAGUUCGUCCAAGGUAGUCUCAUCUGGAACAAAUCUAAAGGCCGGACCUUGAUCCAAUCCCUGCAGCUACUCUCAGGCAGACUGACGCAGAAGGCACGGCCACAAGCAUUGGCCACCCGACCCAUUAUAAAACCGCCCAUCAUUCCUGGUCUCUUGCACUUGCCUUGACCUCUUGCUUAGGCGGAGCCCUCAUUAACAUCGCCAUGAAAACUUCCAUUGCGGCUGUCGUGUCCGCACUCGCAGCUGGCGCCGCAGCUCUUCCCUUUCCCUCUGCGUAUACUCUUGUCGCAGAUGGAGGCUGGACUGUAGUUACCGACGGAACUCAUGCCUUCAUUGGUACCGGAGACAUCGACAACUACCCCAUCCUGAUCUUGAGAGGAGGCAACAACAACAGCAAAAUCACCGGAGCAGCGCAGCACCGGUCCUCUGCUGGCGUGCAACACUUCUACGUCAUGGGGAGUACGGAUGCGCCCGUGACGCUGACGAGCCCCAACGCCGACGCGCCCAGCGGUGCCGUCGUGGCGGGAUUCGGGGUCGACAAUCAGAAUUACCUGACGGUCAACGGGAAGAGCAGUGCCUUCGGGGUGGAUCCCAACUCGGGCCAAAUCAGGGAGAUCUAUCAUCUGGGGAAGGGAUCGGGGUCCCAGUAUCAGCCGAUCUCAUUGUGGGUGAAGGAAUGCAAGGGGUGUUAGAUGGUGUUACAUUUAGCAUUGUUGGGGCGGAAAGGCUUGUUGUGGCGGUGUAGUAGGGUGAGAGAAUGCUCAAAAGAAGUCUGUUGGUAGGGCACUGUGGCUUUGAAGGGUGAUGGUGGUGACGAUGUGACAUUGUGGAAGCAUGGAGAAGGGUGCAUUUACUGUGACUGGCUUGAUGAAGUCGCAAGGGUGGGUGUUUUGUACUACAUCGUUGACUGCUUGAAGCGUUUGUUGGCUGCACGAGUCUAUGAGAUCUCUGGAUCAGCAGUUCUCGGGUCAGUGCCUGGUAUAUAGGAGACUAUGUGGAGGGUCAUAGUUCUAG
Molecule: messenger RNA, 1045 nt
Organism: Aspergillus uvarum CBS 121591
Lineage: Eukaryota; Fungi; Ascomycota; Eurotiomycetes; Eurotiales; Aspergillaceae
Exons: 4
Coding region: 235-723 (162 amino acids)
Source: RefSeq, a predicted model, not a curated record